AUGAUGUCUCUUUUGCUGGCAGUAUUCUUGCUGAACGUGGCCAUCCACCUCAUCAACACACUCGGAGCAGCGACCAUCAACGAGCUACUCUGGGUUCUCUACAACAAGCUUCCUACACCGACAGCGAAAGAUGCGUCAGACUCUGCUAGGCUGAAGAAAGAGGUGGUGCGUCUCAAGCGCGAGAUGAACGCUGUCAGCGCACAAGACGAGUUUGCCAGAUGGGCCAAACUGCGUAGAACGCACGACAAAGCUGUCGCCGACUACGAAAGGAGCUCGACCUCGGUCCAAGACACCAAGGCCAAGUUCGACAAGGCAGCCAACGCGCUUCGCUGGCUCGGUACCAACGGUAUGCGCUACCUGCUACAGUUUUGGUUCUCGCGUCAAGCACUGUUCUGGCUGCCCCAAGGCUGGGUGCCCGGCUACGUCGAAUGGCUUCUGUCAUUUCCCAGAGCACCCAAAGGAAGCAUCAGCAUUCAGGUUUGGGGUAUUGCUUGUGCGAGUGUCAUCGCCAUGUCAAGCGAAGCAAUCGCCGCCAGCUACGUCUUGAUCACUAAGCGACCCGAUAUGCAGACGGGCAAGCAAGAGCAGGAGCCACAGGCUUUCCAGAGUGGUGCGGCAUCCACGAUGGCUGGAGAGGCCAAGAAGGAAUUGUAG
This is a messenger RNA of Aureobasidium subglaciale EXF-2481, 654 nucleotides long. RefSeq lists its product as uncharacterized. Lineage: Eukaryota; Fungi; Ascomycota; Dothideomycetes; Dothideales; Saccotheciaceae. Gene Ontology annotation, biological process: tail-anchored membrane protein insertion into ER membrane. The coding region runs from base 1 to 654 and encodes 217 amino acids. Gene Ontology annotation, cellular component: GET complex. The record is from RefSeq and is a predicted model, not a curated record. The transcript is spliced from 3 exons.